Molecule: messenger RNA, 1500 nt
Organism: Arctia plantaginis
Lineage: Eukaryota; Metazoa; Arthropoda; Insecta; Lepidoptera; Erebidae
Source: the annotation of a GenBank genome assembly
AUGGACACUGCUCCGCCCAAAGAGCAGCCCGGGCAGGCUGGACUUCUGGUCUAUGACCAGCUCCCCGCAAUACCGGGACCGUCCAGAGAGGAGCGACCGUACCGAUGGGCUGAGGGAAGUUUGGGGACCGAGGAGGGUAUAGCCGACUCGAGGCGGGAGCCGCCGCCGCUAGUGCUGGCGAAUGAUAGCGACACCGACGAGGCUCUCUCCGAUGCUGACAGCAACAAGAGCUGGAGGAGUGGGCGAGCAAGCAUUCUGCCCCCUGUGGGGAGAUUCGGAGUGCAAAGCCGAGGCACUGGAGUGCCUUAUGCACUCUAUGAAACUGUUCUCGGCAUCGCAGACUCCAGAAACCGGCAUCGGGUGGCGCUGGAGGAGGAGCGCACGCGCGCGGCAAAGGAGCUCGUUCGAGUGGAAAGGGCCCACGCUCGAAAGCUGGCCGAGAUUGGCAGCCUGACUGGGGACAGGCUGGCAGAGACCCAACACCUCAUAGCGGGGCUACGUGGACUCGUGGAGGGGAUCCAAAAGUGGCUGAAUUUUGAGAUGGAUGCUCCCAUUAAGACCAUAGGGAGCAUCCACCUCGAACUACAGAGAGUGAUGGCCGGGCGCCUUCCGCAUCACGGAUUGGAGGGGGAUGCUGGGGGGGACUCGCGGGUUCCGCAGACUCUGAACUCCAUCCGAACACCCGGCCCGGACCCCGAUUUGCUCUCUCUGGGGUCAAAAAUGCAGGGACUUGCAAACCAGUUUAGGGCCCUGCAAGUCGAUAUUGAGAGGUGGCGCCUCGAGAUGGACGAGAUGACACGUGGCCGGGCGGGAGCUGAGUGCUUCCGCGGGGAGCCUGCCAUGCCUGAGAGCGACUGCACCCGGGGGAAGAUGGAGGACAUCACCCAGCAGCUCAAACAGCUACAAGAAGCGGUGGUCGAGAGGCACCAGGCCCUGUCGCCGCCCUUUCCCCCGGAGGAUGCGCGUGGGGCAUGCUUGCUGACGGAGGGGCCUGCGAUGGAUCUACUGCGGUCGAUCAGGUCUGAGAUCUCAGAAGUGAGGGACCUCAUUCUCAUAGAGCCCAGAGCGCCUGGCACUGUGACGGACCUUGGUGGCGAGUUGGCAAGUUCUGAGACCAGAGAUGCGGUGAGGAGCGCCAUUGGACCCCUAGAGUCCAAGCUCGAUGACCUGGCGGGUCGCACCUCGGAGAUCGGUGAGACGGUGCGAACCUACGCAGGGGUACUUAGGAGCCCCCCAAACCCCAGACAGCAAUCUGGUCCGCACGGGGGACGGCCCGGACCGUACACCGAUUCAGAGGACCAGGACCUCGUACGGCCUCAUUGUGGAGUCCAUCAAUCCACACCACUCCGGUGGGGACGUCAUCGACGCACUGAAGAGGGGCGUGGACGUCGUCUCUCUCGGAGUAGGGGUGAAGGGACUCAGAAGACUAAGGAGGGGCAGGGUGGUCUGAGGGAUGCCAUCAGAGCGCCCAACACAGGACUCCCGGCGGUGGAAGCUUAG